AGACCUACUGCACUCUCAAUACAUCACACUAGUUCGCUUUGAACCCCAGUGACACAUCGCUAGCAACAUGAGAACCUUCGUAGCGUGCAUAGCCCUGGCGUUGGUGGCGUGCGUAGGCGCCGAGCCCCCCUCCGGCUACAGUUACAACCGGCCGUCCGGCGGACACGGCGGCGGCGGCUUCAGCGGCGGCCUGAGCGGCGGCGGCCCACUGCAGCCUGUGCCCGCAGGUUACCAGACCUCCGAAGGCCAGCACGUCGACGCCCAACUGCUGGAGCAGGUGCGCCAGAUCCUCCUUAAGGAGGAGGCGUCCUCCGGCUCCGGCUUCGGCGGCGGCCACAGCGCGCCCUCUUCUUCUUACGGCGCUCCCUCCUCCUCCUACGGCGUGCCCUCUUCCUCCUACGGCGUGCCCGGCUACAGUGGUCGCGUCGUCGACAUCAAUCUAGAGGGUGUCCGCCAGGCCAUCCAAGUCGCGCAGUACGAGCAGUCUGGAGGCUCCAGCGGCGGCUACCCCUCCUCCUCCUACAGCGCCCCCUCGGGAAGCUACGGCGCCCCCUACUAAGCGGGAAAGAUCACCCCCUUCGUAAUUCGGACGCAACACCAUCUCUCGUCCGAAUAGUUAAACGUUUACCGAUGGACCGUCGGCCACGUACAAUGUAGGUGGCCGCGGUUUCUGCCAGCUCGGCCAACGCCUGCGACUGUGCGCGCUCACGGGUCUGCGGCCGGCGGGGGGACAGUCGCUCCAAUUCUCAUGCGAAGUGUCCCACCGCCGGCCUUCACUCCUUGUUUUGUAAAAAGUUUAUUGUUAAUG
Molecule: messenger RNA, 808 nt
Organism: Papilio machaon (common yellow swallowtail)
Lineage: Eukaryota; Metazoa; Arthropoda; Insecta; Lepidoptera; Papilionidae
Gene: CPG20
Product: pro-resilin
Exons: 2
Coding region: 68-559 (163 amino acids)
Source: RefSeq, a predicted model, not a curated record